Molecule: messenger RNA, 1617 nt
Organism: Micropterus salmoides (largemouth bass)
Lineage: Eukaryota; Metazoa; Chordata; Actinopteri; Centrarchiformes; Centrarchidae
Product: ras-related protein Rab-3D-like
Exons: 5
Coding region: 16-873 (285 amino acids)
Biological process (GO): protein secretion; regulation of exocytosis; protein localization to plasma membrane
Cellular component (GO): synaptic vesicle; plasma membrane; endosome
Molecular function (GO): GTP binding; GTPase activity
Source: RefSeq, a predicted model, not a curated record
GAAAGUCUUCACAGGAUGUCUCGCUUAUAUAUUCUGGCUGACUUGAUUGUGUGUGUCCCGGUGACAGGCACGGUAACAGUCUGGAGAUCCGGGAGCGGAGCUCACGAAGAGGAGCGCCCGAUAGCAGCGCACACCCGUCGGCUUUCAGGUGGAGGUGGAAGACCACAGGAAGGACGGAGGAGACAGACACAUAAACAACAUCCAAGGAAGAUGGCACUAGCCAGAGAUCCAGGGGCAGGCCAGGAGCAGAGAGAUGCAGCUGACCAAAACUUUGACUACAUGUUUAAGCUGCUGAUCAUUGGCAACAGCAGCGUGGGAAAGACCUCCUUCCUGUUCCGCUAUGCAGAUGACUCCUUCACUUCCGCCUUUGUCAGCACAGUCGGCAUCGACUUCAAAGUCAAGACCAUCUACAGGAACGACAAGAGGGUCAAACUUCAGAUCUGGGACACAGCAGGGCAGGAACGCUACCGGACCAUCACCACAGCUUACUACAGAGGAGCCAUGGGGUUCCUGCUAAUGUAUGACAUAACGAGCCAAGAGUCGUUCUGUGCUGUACAGGACUGGGCAACUCAGAUCAAGACAUACUCGUGGGGCAACGCUCAAGUAGCGCUGGUGGGCAAUAAGCUGGACUUGGAAGAAGACCGGCAGGUCCCCUCUGAAGAUGCCAAAAGACUGGCUACAGAGCUCGGCUUCCAGUUCUUCGAGGCCAGUGCCAAAGACAACAUCAACGUGAAGAAGGUUUUUGACAAGCUGGUGGACGUCAUCUGUGAGAAUAUGAGCGAGAGCCCGAACGGCGAUGCCAGUGGGUCAGUCAGUAACAAGGCCGACCUGAAGGAGACGCCCCACAGCAGCCAGCGUGGCUGCGCAUGCUGAUAGCUGACAAUGAAAAUUCAUAGAAAACUGGUUUCAUAGUCACACACACACAUGCACACACAAAUACACCGCAGAUUGUCAAAGAUCUAUCAUUGUGAAUGUACUUUACCAUAUGUUACUGCAAUACUAUCAUGGAUGAUUGGCUUCCCCCCUUUUAUUUUAUCUUUUCCCAACGUGGCCACUCUUCAUCAUAAUUUGAAUGUGACUGUUACACUGAGAUGCCAAAGAGCUGCACUGAGCGGCUGUGCCUUUUUGCCCGACGCCUCUGCUUUACUAUUUCUUGUCUAGUGGGUGAAUAGCACCUGUUGCAGGUGAGGAUGUGAAUGAAAGGUAAUGAACAAAAUCAGCAUGGCAUUGGGAUCACUGUGUGUUUAUUUACUUGAGUCAUGCUACCCCCUUGUGGGUGUUGCAUGAAAAUGCAUCACUCUCACUCAUUACUGCACACUGUAUGUCCUGUCCUGCCCCAUUUAAUCCUGCUGAGGAAGUUGGCUCGCUAACUGUUACAGUACUAAGUCAAACAUACCUGAUUGGUGCUGUGUCAUUCACAACAUCAUUCAUGUUAGUAGUCCAGACUUGUUAUUACUGUCUUGGAGGGAUAUUUGUAUUUACUUUUAAUUUAUAUUUUUCUGUUGUUGUUUGCUCUUUUUGUACCUUUAAAGGUUAAUGCUAUGUUCAGUAUUUCCUUUGCCAGGUUGUUUGUGUCCCGUUAAGAGUUGAGAUUAAAAGAUGUGGAUCUAUACAGUA